AUUGAAACAUUGUGCAUGUUUCAUCAUUGUGUGUGUGCAGGUAAUAGCCAGUGUGUAGAGGCCCUGCUGUCUCAUGGACAAGAUCCAGACUAUGAAGUGUCCCACUUGGGCUCUCCUCUGUACAUGAGCUGUCUACACCGACACCCUGCCUGCUCAAAGAUUCUGCUGCACAGAGGAGCCAGUGUUAAUGUAGGCAGAGGAGGGGACAGUCCUCUGCAUGCAGCUGUCAGACAGGACAGUGUUGAUCAGGUGUCGGUGUUAUUGGACUAUGGAGCUGAUGUCAACAUCAGAGACAGCAACAAUCAGCGACCUGUGGAGCUGGCACCUCCUGGUGGAAAAACACAACAGCUGCUACUGACAUUUGAAGUUUCUCCCAGGAGUCUCUGCCAGUUGUGUCGUCUCCAGAUCAGGAAUCUGAUUGGUCGAUCCAGACUGACGCUGCUCCCUCUCCUUCCUCUCCCUUCACUGCUCACUCAGUAUCUGGAGCACACGUAGGAUGAUGGGCACACAUGCAGCAUGCCAUUGAAACGCAACUACAAUUCAGAUGCCAUUUCCUUAACAUUUGAAAUUUAGAUUUGCCAAACCCCUUAUCAACCACUUUUCAUGUUAACAUGUCACCAUGACUUUAACUGAACGCUGUGUGGAGUGUGGCUACUGCAACACCAUUACACUGAAAUACAGUCAAGAUUUACACUGUACACUGUACUGUGGUGCAUAGUACACUGCCUUUGUGUUGCUCAAACUGACACAAUCUCUGUUUAAAUGUUUAUUAUAUAGAGAGAGAUACCUUUUCCCUUAUAGAUAAAUGUCUGACUAAUCCAGACUUUGGACUUUUGGCUCUGUAUGUUGUAAAAGCACAAUAUGUAAUUUUGUGAAUAGUGGAAUUUAUUUUCCCUCUGCACAUGCUGGCCUUCAAGUAUCUGUAUGGAUAUGUAAAUACCAAUAAAUGAUCCAUGGCAUGA
Molecule: messenger RNA, 962 nt
Organism: Micropterus dolomieu (smallmouth bass)
Lineage: Eukaryota; Metazoa; Chordata; Actinopteri; Centrarchiformes; Centrarchidae
Product: ankyrin repeat and SOCS box protein 5-like
Exons: 3
Coding region: 16-495 (159 amino acids)
Biological process (GO): positive regulation of protein catabolic process; intracellular signal transduction; protein ubiquitination
Molecular function (GO): protein binding
Source: RefSeq, a predicted model, not a curated record